Messenger RNA from Lates calcarifer (barramundi perch), 10288 nucleotides. RefSeq names its product myosin XVB (gene myo15b). Gene Ontology annotation, molecular function: protein binding; ATP binding; cytoskeletal motor activity. Lineage: Eukaryota; Metazoa; Chordata; Actinopteri; Centropomidae. Gene Ontology annotation, cellular component: myosin complex; cytoskeleton. The record is from RefSeq and is a predicted model, not a curated record.
AUGCCACUGGUCAAGUCCAAAGGUAGAACAAAUCCAACAAAGCAGCGGGCAGAAACAGCCAAAAAAGGUAACCAACAGAAAAAUGUGAGACAGAAUGGUUCCAAGGCAUCGCGGCCUCCCUCUGAAGUGCCCAAUAGAAAACAAAAAGGAAAAGGGAAUUCACCAACUCUGAAGGAUGGAAACACAGGUGAAGUGAGGUGUGGUAAAAAGAAUGCAGCAAAUGGUAUAUCACAACAUGAGAAAGACAAUAAGCUUACAGGGGCCGUAACCAAGACCAAACUCAAAAGUCCAUCAAAAACACUCACUACAAAACCAGGGAGAAUCAACAAGCACCUCACCAAGCUUGAAAACAAGAGAAGUGACAAAUUGACAGAAAGUGAGGAGGAGGAGGAGGAGGAGGAGGAGGAGGAGGAAUCUAAGAGCAUUGCAGGAAGCUCAGUGGAUGCAACUGAGAAGGAAACAAGUAACGAUGAGAAGGAGGAGGACUGGGAGAGUACUGACCAACCAGUUGAGACACAGGAGAGCAAGCAGAGCAGUGAGGAGGAGGCUGAGGCAUCGGAUACUCAAGGAGAUACAGAAGAGACAGCAAAUAGGGAAUCAGACAAAGAGUUUUCAGAGGAAGCCGAAUCCAGAAGUAACUCAGAGGAUGAACUAGUCACAUCCAUUGCAAAGGAAGAAGAAAAGGAUAAGGAAGUUGAAGUACUUGAGGCUACAAUCAGUGAUGGGAGUGAAGACAAGGAGAUAACCCAAGAGGACACAUCUGAAAAGCCAACAGUUGAUAAAGCCUGCAGAAGACGCAGACAGACUCCACAUUCCUCAAAACCUACAAAAGAGCCAAAAUACAAGAUGUUCAAAAAAACAAAGGCAGAUAAGCAGGCUGAGAAAAAAGAAAAACAGCAGACCAAAGCAGAAAAGAAAAGGUUAGAAAAAGAAGCCAAACAAAAAGCCAAGGAAGAGAGACUGAACAAAAAGAAGACGCAGAAAGAAGACAAAGCCAGCUCUGCAACAGAGGAUAUUCAAUCACUAAAAGAUGUUUCCCUGAACAAGUCUCAUACAGCAAAAGGCAAGACCCAAUUAGCAAACAAGAUAAAAAAUAUCAACAAGAGAGAUUCUCUUGUAGUAGCUGAUCCAGAAGAAGAGGAGGAAGCUGAACCAAACUUGUCCAAAGCCAUUAAAGGCCAAAACCAAAUAAUGCUUCUCAAAGCCAAAGGUAAAGACCUCAAAGCCAUUCUGGAGCCUGAGGAGCAGCAGGAUGCAGGAAGUGUUGUGAAAGGGCAGCCACAGAGUUUGCUUUUGGGGAAGGUCAAGAUGGCAUCUCUCCGAGACAAAGCAAGUAAGAUGUUAGCAAAGCCUGAUGAAGAAACAUCAGUGAGUGAGGCCAUUGAUGGGGGGUCCCGCAAACCCAAGGAAGGUUUGAUAGCAUGUAAAAAAGGUUUGCCAACCCUUCAUCGAAUGUCUGGUUGGAUUCAGAAGAAAAUGCCGGGGCGGUUAAACUUCAGAAAGAAGCUUUCUGCUUGGACUAAAGCCAUUGGGGUCUCUCACUGGCUCUCCCUUCGGGCCAUAAAACAGAAACAAAGCAAAUCCAAAGGCAAUAUUCUCAAACACAGGAUGGCCAUGAGAGUUGCCAGUAAAACCAGCCUGGCCAGUAGGAAAAACAAGACCUGCUCUGAGGAUAAAAUGGCCAAAGAGAAAGGCAGCCUCCAAGGAAAGGCAGGGGAGGGAGGGGAAGAAGGAGUCCCAGCUGGAGAGAAAGAGGUAGAGGCCAAAUAUGCUGUGGUACUGCCCAGGAUGAACAAGCUGGGGAAAGCAAAGACUGUUGCAGUGGCCCCAGCAGCUCCUGAACCUUCCACUCCAUCAAGUCCCACUGAAUCACCAGGAGAGCCCACUACCACAGAUCCAAAACUGCCAAAACCAGGUGCUAGGCUUGUACUCCCUGUCAAACCAGACCUCAGCCUCCUGAAGUCCAUCAAAAAGCCUUUGCUAGGAGGAUUAACAUCAGAUGGGGAUGUUGCAGGGAGGAUCCCUGGGUCCAACGAUACACUUGAAGGAUCAUCCAACUCUAAGGACAGAGACAGGAGAGCUACCUUUGACAAUCAAAAUGGAGUCAGUGUGCUGCAGGCUGCAAGAGGGAAACUGGACGCCUCCCAGAUCAACCUGUCCAAGAUCUCCUUGUCAGGUGGAACGAUAGGUGGUGGACCGACUCGGGCCAAAGGACCAGAGCCAGGGAGAGUGGAUACAGCUGGGACAACCACUCAGCCUUUUCCUAAUGGAGAGGCAAAUGCUGUUAUGUCUAGGGUUUGCUCCUUGUAUGAAGAAGAGGCAGACAGGGAAGUAGCCCAGCUGAUGGGUGUGGACAGUAUUUAUCCUAUCACCCAACCAGAGGUGCACUGGGCUGGGAACCCACGGAUGAGUGGAGACCCUCAGGACUGGCUACGUGGCGGGAAUCUGUUGCCCCACCAGACAGUGGAGAAACUAAGCAAACGGACAGUGUAUGACGAUGGAGGCCAGGUCAAGACUGUUUCUGCCCACAUUGGCAGGGGCCCAUGGGAAUCAGAGGACCCCACACAAGAGAUGUUGGAGAGUCGACUACUCAGCACACAGGUGGUGAUUCCAGGCAGCAAAAGAGCUGUAGAGGUAGAUGAGGUGGAGGAUCUGUCUCAGCUGGAGGAGGUGUGUGAGAGCUCUGUGCUUCUUAAUCUGAAGAAGAGGUUCCACCGUGACUGUAUUUAUACUUACAUUGGAAACAUGCUACUGUCCAUCAACCCCUUCAAGCCCCUUAACAUCUACACAGAUGAGCUGCGACAGAAAUACCAGGGCAAAGAGCAGCAGAGAAAUCCACCCCAUGUGUACGCAAUAGCUGACUACACCUUCACCCAGUCUCAAGCCUUCACACAGGAGCAGUGCAUCAUUAUAAGUGGCCAGAGUGGUUCAGGGAAGACUGAAGCUACCAAGCUGAUAGUUCACUACCUCAGCUCCAUGUAUCAGGGCAGAAACAACAAUCUGCGACAGCCAAUGGAAGUCUUUCCUAUCCUGGAAAGUUUUGGGAAUGCCAAGACCAUCCUCAACAACAACUCCAGCCGCUUCGGAAAGUACCUCCACAUCCACAUUCUCCAUGGGGUUGUUGUAGGGACCUCAUUGUCCAGAUAUCUCCUUGAGAAGUCCAGGGUUGUAUUUCAGGCCAGUGAGGAGAGGAACUUCCAUGUGUUUUAUGAGCUGCUGGCAGGUAUGAACGACUGGGACAAACAGGAGCUCUACCUGCAGGGAGCUGAGACCUAUUACUACCUAAACCAAGGUGGUGCUUGUGACUUGAACGGGAAGCAAGACAAACAGGAUUUCCAACUUUUGGUUCAGUGCUUUGAGACCAUCGGCCUCCAUGCCGACCAGGUCUCCACUGUCUGGGCCAUCCUGUCCUCCAUUCUGCAGCUCGGCAACAUCUGCUUCAGCUCUUAUGAGAGUGAGUCCUUUGAGGUGUCCCGAAUCUUCAGUGAGACUGAGGCCAGGAGGGUCGGCUCCUUAUUGCAGAUUUCGUCCGAGGCCCUGCAGACUGUCAUCACUCACAGAGUCACAGAGACGACAUAUGACAGGAUCUACUGCCCUUUAUCUGUGGAAAGUGCCAUAGAAUCCAGAGAUGCCAUUGCCAAAGCCUUGUAUUCAGUGUUGUUUGACUGGUUGUUGGAGCAGAUCAAUGACUGGCUGAGUCCCACAGAGAUGGACAGUACAGUGGGGAUAGUGGACAUCUAUGGGUUUGAGGACCUGGGAGUGAACAGCUUUGAGCAGCUGUGUAUCAACUUUGCCAAUGAGCAGCUGCAGCACUUUGUCAGCAAGGCAGUGAUCUCUCAGGAGCAGGAGGAGUACAGUGCAGAACAGAUCCAAUGGUAUUCAGUGCCACUCAAGAACCUCCACUCCUGUCUGGAGCUGAUCUCCUCUAGACCACAUGGCAUCCUCCGCAUACUGGACGACCAGACCUGGCUUCCUCAGGCCACUGACCACACUUUCCUCCAGAAGUGCCACUACCACCAUGGGAACAGUCCCUACUAUGCCAAGCCCAAGAACCCACUUCCAGUCUUCACUAUUUAUCACUAUGCUGGAGCUGUCACCUAUCAGGUCCACAAUUUCCUGAAUAAAAACCACGACCAGUUCCGGACAGAAGUGGUGGAGCUUUUUGCCAGGAGUCGGUUAAAGAUGGUGUCAGAGCUGUUCCGGAAGGUUCAGGACGGUUACAUUCAGCAGAGAGAGCUGGGCUGGAGAGGGAAGGGCCUCCGCCAGCAGCCCUCCACUGCUGCCUCACACUUCCUCCAGUCCUUAACUGAACUCACCACCCGUCUGGAGAGAUGCAAAACCAUGUUUAUCCAUUGUCUGAAGCCAAACUAUAUCAAGCUUCCAGGGAUCUUCGAUGUGGACUAUGUGUCAGCUCAGCUGAAGCAUGCAGGGAUGCUGGAGACUAUCCACAUCAGGAAAGAGGGUUUUCCCAUACGGUUUCAAUACUCCUACUUCAUCGAAAGAUAUGGGGUUCUGCUGACCCAGCGGCUGAGUGAGAUGUCAGACAGAGAGCAGACAGUGGCUCUGCUGGAAAUGGUUGGUGCAGAAGAGGAACACUACCAACUGGGCCUCACCAAGGUGUUCCUCAAGGAGCUUUUGUAUCAGCAGCUGGAAGAGAAGUGGAGCAAAACUCAGACCUGGGCUGCCAUCACCAUCCAGAGGAACAUUAGGGGCUUCCUCUGCAGGAGGAACUUCAAGUUCUUCAAACAGAAAGCCAUCAUCAUCCAGAGCCACAUUAGAGGACACCAGGCCAGGAAAUACUACAAGCGUCUGAAGCAGUCCUUCACCCAGUUCUGGGCAGUGAUGCUGGUAACUCGAGACACCAUCAAGAGACGUCACUGGAGAAAGCUCGAGGAAUUUCAUGAGAAUAACAAAGUAAAAACAGUGACAAAGACCAAGUCUGUCUCUCCAGGAAUGGAUGUGGGCAUGUUGGAGAUCCCUGCUGAGCUGUCAGCCAGGCUCCGCAGCGCAGCAGGGCGGCAGCAUCUAUCAGGGGUCACAGAGGCCGCACCUCCACAGGUGAAGGCUGAACACAAGCUCACCCUACCUCUGGAUAUCGACAGAUACCCAUUCUCUCGCUAUGCCAAGUCCUUAUUAAAGGAUACAUGGUGCCAGCCUCAGGGAUACCCCCUUCAGAGACCCCUCACCUCUCUGGAGCCUGAAGAUGCCAGGACUGCCCUGGAAAUUUACAAACUGAUCUUGCGGUUUACAGGUGAAUCGGACCUCAGCAGCUGGCAGGAGCAGAUUUUGGGGAACUACAUAGUGGAGAAGGGCCAGAGCCGGCCAGCUCUAAGGGAUGAGAUCCUGGCCCAGCUAGUUUACCACACGUGGUCCCUGCAGGAGGAGCAGGAGAGCCUGAGGGGCUGGCUGCUGCUGGCUUGUUGCCUCAGUGCCUUCACGCCCUCACCAACGCUGGACAAACCCCUGCUCAAGUAUGUGUCUGACCACGGUCCAGAGGAGUAUUGCUCACUGUGCCAACACAAACUGCUGACAUCUCUGCAGCUCCCAGCUCCCGCUGCCCGCAUCUAUCCCCCCACCCAGCUGGAGUGGACGUCCAACCAGAGGAAGGGCACCAUGCUGCUGGAUGUAAACACCUACAAUGAUGAGAAGCUAACAACACAGGUGGAGUCAUGGACAACUGGAGAGCAGCUGGCCUCAUGGCUUCUCCAUUUCAGAGGUGUGUCAGAGGCGGUGCAGGGCUGGUCGGUGUCUCUUCUGACCGAUGAGGGCUGGUCAGAUCUGGCUGGAUCAGACUUUGUCAUGGAUCUCCUGGCUGGAGCGGAAGCUGAAGUGCUGCCUCCACCAGGCACGCCCUCUUCUACAAACUCUGACUACCUGUUCAGCGGCCACAGAAACAGGAUAUCAGCUACAAAUAUGGGCGACUUCAUCCCACCAGCACCUCCAGUGCAAGCCCCUGGACUGCCUCCUAGUGAGGGAAGCCCCUGGGGAAUAGAUUAUCCACAGGAAGGGCGCCGUCGACAGAUGGAUGCCUACGUUGAUGACUUGUUUGAUCCUGUGUUCGACCAAGGACCUCCGGACAUGGAAAGAGUAGCCAUGCUAAACCGCAGGAUGAGAGGAGGAGGAGGGAUUGGACCCAUGCAGCCUGGCAUGUAUGGAGCUGGUAUGACAAUGCCAAGCUAUCCUAUGGGAAUGCCAGUUAACCCCUCGAUGCCCAUGAUGCCAACCAUGACGCCUAUGCCAACCAUGCCAGCCAUGAUGAUGCCUCAGGCCAUGCCUGCUCCUUCUGACCCCAUGCAGAUAGCAGCAACACAGCAGGCCCUCAUCAACCAGCAGGCAUUUCUCAUGGCCCAGCAGAUGACCCAGCAGGCAAUGACUCUGUCCCAACAGCAGGCGCAGGAGCAGCAGAGGAAGCAGGAGCAGCAGCGGAGGAAGGACGAGCAGAGACAGAGGGAGCAGGAGAGAAAGCAAGAGGAAGAGAGACACCGGAGACGUCGGUCUGAUCGGCGCUCCAGGGAACGCUCGCCCUCUCGCUCGCCCUCCCCUCGAUCUCCUUCACCCCCACCUGCCAAGCCCAGAACACCCUCAACUAAACGCACCUCCACUUACAGGCAACCUGAGCCAGAGCCAGAGACAGAAGUGGACCUACCAGAUCCAGAUGACCUGCAGUCUUUCAGAGAAAAGAGGGAAUACUUCCAAAAGAUUGGCACAAAGCCCCGAGGUAAACCCAAAUCUCCAAAGCCUCAGCCGGCCAUCUCCAGCCCACCCAGACAGCAGCAACCCUCCCCACCAUUAGAUCGUCCAUCACCCCCACCUACAGCACCUAAGCCUGAUGUGAGACGCCACCGCAACCCUCCUGUUAAGGAAGCAGACCCCCCCAAACCAAUGCCCUCCGAGCCUCGGCUGGAACCCACCUCCAACAUCCGAGAGAUCAUCAAACAGUACAACAGCCGACCUCCGCCAGAGCCCAAACCCUUUGAGCCUGUCAGACCUCAUAUGAGGCAUUUUGUAAAGAAGAGUGACCCCAAAGAGGAAGCGCUGGCCAAACUCAAAAACAAAGGACCAAUGCCACAACAGAAGAAAAACUGGGUGCCUCCUCCACCACCAGUCAAACCUAAACAGGAGCAGCCUCCUCCCAGGACCCCACCCUCACCUCCCUCUACCAGGAGAUCCCAAGUCAUCUCCAGCAACAUGAAGCAGAAGCAGCGCUCUCUGGAAGACCUGUUUGGCUCCCAGCGCUUCCAGCCCCCUCCGCCUCCUCCUCCUGACUCCCCACCACCUCCUCCAAACUCAGAAUCUAUCCUGCAGGACAUCCCCGAGCCACCAUCCAUGGUUGCCCCAUCUCUCAAUAUGAUGCCGGAUGAGGACGGCAUUCAGUCCCAGCUCUAUUGCUUUUCUGCUGGUGUCUACUUCUCUUACUCCAACAUGCCAGGAAAACUGUUCAUGCGAAAAGAAGUGUUUUAUCCUAGAGAGAUGUUCAACCAGCCCUACAUCCUCAAUCUGUUAUGCGAACAGAUCAUGAGGGACACAUACUCUGACAGCUGUGUGAGGAUCAGCAGAGAAGAGAGGAGGAAGAUGAAGGAUCUGCUAGCAAAUUUCAAUGUGGGAACCACUAUAAGCACCAUCCAGGAUGACAACAUGAAGAAGAGGAUUGUCAUUGCCGCUCGAGACAACUGGGAAAACUACUUCAGCCGACUGUUUCCUGUGAAGUCAGACAGUGGGGAUACUCAGGUUUUGGGUGUGUCUCAUCGUGGGAUUCACUUCUUGAAGGUAGUCAGAGCAUCAGGCAUCAACCCCAAACAUCUCCGUGUGCUUAGAAGCUACAGCUUUGCAGAGUUGCUGUCAGUUGACCUCCAGAAUGCAGAAAAAGUGGAACUAGAGCUGAAGAGUGAAAACUUGGUGCUGCAGUCCACCAGAGCCCCUCAGAUCACAGCCAUGAUCCGAUUAUUCCUUCAGAAGCUCGUCAAGGACUCAGGCCAUGUUGUUGCCCUGAAGAGUUUCGUGACAGAUGACAAGAGUCUGCUCAGUUUCAGCAGGGGUGACAUCAUCAAACUGCUGCCAAUGGAAGGUCUCCAGACAGGCUGGUGUUUUGGCUCCAUGGGAGGGCGCUCUGGUCUUUUCCCAGAGGACAUCACUCAACCCUCUGCAGCCCCAGACUACCACUUUCUCCAACUUGACCGUAGAGAUGAUAGAAGGAAAAGCAUGAGAGGCUCUGGACCUGUCAGCCCACCCAAGGGCCCAUCUCAAGGACCCAUCAGCAGACGCAUGGAUGGCGCUGAUUCAGAGCGGCCCAGCAGAGAGGCCUUGCUCCCGAGCCUGGUCCAGAGAUCAGUACAGAGCUCAGUUCAGGGCUCAGUUCAUGAGUUGGAAGUCAUCUCAGCCAUGACUAAAUUUGCCACUGAGUACUUUAGAGUGGGAACUACAGGUCUGCCAGCCAGUGGAAGGAAUUUUUCAGAGGUGGUUCAACACACAGAGGUCCCCAUACAGGAGUCCCUCAUUCUCUACAGUGAUCCUGAAAUCAAUGAUUUAUCUGUCCAGUGCUUCAUGAAUGUGAUGCAGUUCAUGGGUGACGCGCCACUGAAGAAGACUCAGUCCAGCUGCCUGAGCUAUAUCUUAUUGCUAGGGAAGGAAAAGGAGCUGCUGAGAGAUGAAAUCUACUGCCAGGUCAUCAAACAAACCACUAACAACUCAACCAAAUCCAGCAGUACUCUCGGCUGGCGGCUGCUCAGCCUGAUGACUGGGUUCUUCCCCUGCUCUGGUAUUCUGCAGCCGUAUGUAACGCAUCACCUACACAACAUCUCUCAGGACAGUGAGCACCCAUACCAAGAGCUGGCCUGUGUGUGUCAAGAUAACCUUCAGCGAUCUCUCAAUUUUGGAGGUCGCCGUAACCUCCCCUCACAUAUUGAGAUGGAAGCCAUUCUAGCUGGCAAAACUUCUCGACGUAUACCUAUCCAGCUGCCAGGAGGAGUAGAUUUCCCCAUCAAGAUACACAGCUUCAGUCUUACAUUGGAUGUGGUGACAGAGUUCUGUAGAGAAAUGGGUACCUCAGACCUCGCUGAAAUCAAAGAGUUCUCCAUCUUUGCCAUUAGACUUAAAGACGAGACUGUGCGUCCCCUCCAUGGUACCGAGUAUCUGUUUGACUUUCUGAUGGAUGACAGCUCCAUUUUCUUGUCUCUGAGGAGAGUGAUGUGGACAACCCCUCUGUCCUUCAAGAGUGACCUGUAUGUGGAGUUCCACUACCAGCAGAUCCUACAUGACUACCUGAGUGGGCGGCUGAUUCUUCCUCCUGCUGCAGGUGGUUCCUCAUCAGUCCAGCUGCUAUCUGAGCUGUCAGCUCUGCAGCAUCUGGCUCAGGGACUAGGGAACCAACCCUCACUGCCAGAGAUGAAGGAGUACCUGCCCUCACAGGAGAGGCUCAGCAGUAAAGCUGAGGAGAUCCAUUCAUUCUGUCUGGGUCAGAUAGCUGCCAUGCACUCACUCAGCCCUCAAGACGCCAAAAUACGAUUCAUUGAGUUAAUGAGUGCUCUGCCUUUGUUUGGCUCCAACACUUUCUUGGCCCAGAAGAUCAGUCAGCGUGGCUGCCCGUCCCCAUGCCUGGUCACCGUUAGCCACGGGGGGGUGCUGUUCAUUGACCCUAAAACACAGGAACAAGUGUUUCUGAUUCCUCUGGCUGAUGUGCAGGCCAUGUGCACCAUCCGCCCCAGGAAACGAGGCAAAGCACCUGCAGUCGACAUCAAUUAUGGCAAUCCAGCUCGUCCCAAAAAAGUCACCAUUCAUCUCACACAGGCCAAGGAGUUGUGCCACAUCCUUGCUCUGAUAAUUGAAGAGCUGAUCCGGCCACCAGUUAAUAGCUCCAUUUCAAAUCACCAGUAGACACACACAUACUGUACAUAUACACAGUGCGAGAGAUUUUGUUAAUCACUGUCUUCUGUAAAUGACUUUAGUGUUGACCUUUUUUGUUACUUUAUCCUUUAUUCAGUGUAAAUCCUUGAAUAUUGUGUCACUGAUGAAAAUGGACUAAAUAGAAACAUGAAUAUGCACAUAUAUAUAUUCUCUUCAGUGUAAUGUUGUCUCACAUGUAAUACAUAAAAGAACAUGAGUGAAUGCAGGAGGGAUUGGGAUAAUUCACCAGCUACUGUAUGAAUACCAAUGCCUUGAAUUUAUUCUUUAGUAUUCCCAAGACACCAUUGUAGAAAUAUUAAGUUUGUUAAUCAUCAUUGGAAGUAAAUAAUAUCUUCUGGUAUAAGGUGAAUAUUUUAUAAGCAUUAAAGAAAUAUGUUGAUUCCAUUAA